AUGUCCGGAGAUCCGCGAUCAAAGUUUGACCUAGAGCCAAAUCCUUUUGAAAGGUCAUUUGCUACAAAGGAUUCUUCGUUGUCUUUGAGUACAACCACAGGCCAUCAAUCACGCAAUGAGUCUAGUUCAGAGAUAGAUACGGUUGGUAAUAGCUCAGCUUACUCUAACAACAAAGCUAACUUAGCAUUCACUGGAAUACAUGAUCCUCAAGAGCCACCAAAUAAUAUACAGCACCAACACCAACAACAACAACAACAACAACAACAACAACAACAACAACAACAACAACUGCAUCAUCUGCAUCUACCUUUGCAAAACCAUCAUCCAACAAAAUUACCUGGAAUAACGCCUCCGUUAUUUACACCAGGAGGGCGGAGGUUGCCGCCGUUAGAGCCUACAUCAAAUCCCGGAACACCCACUACCAACUUAUGGAAUAGCUUGUUAAGUGCAUCAAACAAUACGACCAACCCUGUGACUCAACAAAAUGGCCAAUUUCAUCCAACACAACAAAACUAUAAUCAGUUUGCUUCGCGCAAGACUGGAUUGACUCCGAACGAGUCAAACUUGAGAUCAGGAUUAACACCAGGAGGGUUUUCUUUUGGAUUUGGUGGACAAGUGGGAACUGGAUUGUCAACUCCAGGAGGACUUUUGAAUGGACCGAUAACUCCUGGUCUAUCUAGUUUGUUGGGUAUUCCUUCAGGAAACAAUAACAUGUUGAUGGGGAUAUCUCAUGGUGGAGUCCCCAAUCCAGGUCCUUCGCAAAUGCAACAUUCACAAUCAACUCCACCACAACACCAGCCACAAUUGCAACCACAACCGCAACCAGAAUCACAACCGCAACAACAGUCACAUCCAAACCCCUUACCACAACAGCUUCCACAAACAGCCAUAUCCCCAUCAAUAAACAAUCAGCAGUUAACUUUAGUCCCCCCUUCGAUCCUACCUGAAAAUCAAAAAUUCCUCCAGCAGCCAGUUGCGCCGCUUGGAAUAGCCCCUCAAGAACCACCAUCAACCCAACAAGACACCCAACCUCAACUUCCUACGCAUGCAGAGACCACUUCUCUUUCGCAUUCUCACCCUUCAUCUCAUGAGGCAUCACAUAACCUGUCCCAUAAUCCAUCUCUGGAGGCGAUACCAACUGCGGCAAAUGGCUUCUUACUUAAUCCAAACACAGCAACUAGCGAUCUGACGGAGAAAUCAUCUACGUCAUCAAAGAAAAGGAAAGCAAGGACUGCAGCUAUUAAGAAACCCAGAACUACCAAAACUAAGAAGACUCCAGUAAAGGUGAAAGAAGAGCCGACAAAUGAAAAGGUUCUGAAUGGUGACGAGAAAGAAAAUCAAGCUGAUGAGAAUCCCAAUGAGGCAGAUGAAAGCGUAAAGGAUAAUGAAGCCAAGCACGAGGGAGGUAAGAGAAAGAGAUCCAGCAAUGACGAAGAAAAGCGGAAAAACUUUCUCGAAAGGAAUAGAGUUGCUGCAUCCAAAUGUCGACAAAGGAAGAAACAACUAAUGCAGAAGAUGGAGGACGAGUUGGCGUUCUAUUCUAAUGGCUAUAGACAGACAAGUGCACAAGUAACCCAACUUCGCGCGCAGUUACAAAAGAUGAAGAACAUCUUAGUGGCUCAUAAAGAUUGUCCAGCCUUGGCACUGUCUUGUGGUGGUGUUGAACACUUGCAAGUCAUUCUUCAGGAGGCAGAUCAACUUACAGAUAAUACUGUGGAAGCCGAGACGCAAGCAAGCUCGAUCCCCUCAACUAUCCCAACAACCCUUCAAUGA
Lodderomyces orthopsilosis Co 90-125 is the source of this 1773-nucleotide messenger RNA. It is a transcript of the gene SKO1, whose product is annotated as Sko1p. Bases 1 to 1773 code for a protein of 590 amino acids. Lineage: Eukaryota; Fungi; Ascomycota; Pichiomycetes; Serinales; Debaryomycetaceae. The transcript is spliced from 2 exons. Gene Ontology annotation, molecular function: DNA-binding transcription factor activity, RNA polymerase II-specific; RNA polymerase II cis-regulatory region sequence-specific DNA binding. The record is from RefSeq and is a predicted model, not a curated record. Gene Ontology annotation, biological process: regulation of transcription by RNA polymerase II.